AUGGAUAAGGGAUGGAGUAGGCGAGUCGCGUUAUUUAUGAAACAACUGGAGAAGGAAAUUCACGAAUUUGAAAGGAGAUCCGACAAUGUCGCAGGUGUUUUUUUGUAUUUGUGGAUAUCAAUUUGUGGAAUAUUUGAGUUUGUGGAUUAUGCGAAUAGGAGGUUUAAUUGGAAAAGUGUCGUCAAAUUAUCGAAAGUGUCGUCAAAAGGUCGACAAAGUGUCGUGACCCUUUCGUGUAAGUAUCAAACAAGUGUCGUCAAAUAUUCCUCAAUUGUCGUCAAUCUUCAACCUCUGAUUCACGUGCCACGUCACAUGACACGGCUGUAA
Messenger RNA from Yamadazyma jaroonii, 327 nucleotides. NCBI's taxonomy places the organism in Eukaryota, Fungi, Ascomycota, Pichiomycetes, Serinales, Debaryomycetaceae. The record is from the annotation of a GenBank genome assembly.